This is a messenger RNA of Lindgomyces ingoldianus, 1910 nucleotides long. RefSeq names its product cytochrome P450. Bases 327 to 1856 code for a protein of 509 amino acids. NCBI's taxonomy places the organism in Eukaryota, Fungi, Ascomycota, Dothideomycetes, Pleosporales, Lindgomycetaceae. Gene Ontology annotation, molecular function: monooxygenase activity; iron ion binding; heme binding. The transcript has 4 exons. The record is from RefSeq and is a predicted model, not a curated record.
CUUUCCCCGCGUUCUGCCCGUUUGUACGCCAAGGGCGUCAGGUCACCGGCCCGCCUUUUACCACUUUGUGAAUGCAUCUUGUGCCAAAUGGAGCGAUGGUUGCGAUGUUGAUCCUUCGCUUAGUGAGCGAGGUGAGCCGAGGUGCAGUCUAUCUUCGCAUAUGAUGGAUUUGCGUUGUCUACUUAGCCUGCCUGCCUCGGGGGUGUGAGGUGAGGAUGUAGAAGAUGUAAAACUUGGCUUCGGUGACAUUCUGGUGUUAAAUUUUGCUUGUGAAUGACUAUUAAGAACGAACUCGAGGCUUGACCACUCCUUCCCAACCCUAGAAAAUGCUCGAAUUCAUACGCCCAUACCUCACCCUUCCCUAUAUCCUCCUCGUUCUCUUCAUCUUGUGUGUCCUCUACAACCUCUUCACCACUAUACAUUGCAACCAUCGAAUCUCGAAACUCGGCUACCGUGCCCCGGUGCGGACGACUUACCUUCCAUAUGGCGUCGACAUGCUAUACCGCGUGCUCAAAUUCAUGCUCGCUGAUAAGAACUACGAGCUCUGGGUCGAGAUGUUUGAGAAAUAUGGAAAGGGUGGUUUCACUGUUGAAGCGGGGACUGGAGAGAGGGUGAUACUAACAGCAGAACCGGAGAACAUUAAGGCUCUUUUGGCGACGCAGUUUAAGGAUUUUGGAAAAGGGGAGAAGUUUCGACAGGAGUGGCAUCCGUUUCUGGGGAACGGCAUUUUCACUACAGAUGGGACGCUUUGGCAUAAUUCGCGUCAGUUGAUUCGACCCCAAUUCAUCAAGGAUCGCAUUAGCGAUCUUGAUAUCUUUGAGGAGCAUGUUCAGAUUUUGAUGAAGAGGCUCGGGAGGGAAGGGGAUAUUGAUAUGCUGGAUUAUUUCUUCAGAUACACACUGGACGCCGCCACACACUUUUUGCUUGGAAAGAGCGUUGAAAGCCUAACCAAUCCUCAAACUGAAUUUGCAGAUUCCUUUUACCAAGCUCAGCGGAUCCAAAGCAUUAUCGCCCGAAUUGGACCCCUGAAUUGGCUCGUGCCUCGCAAGUAUCUUGGCUAUUACUCCUCCAUCAAGGUCAUCAACAACUUCGUAGAACAAUACAUCGACCAAGCGCUCUCACUUUCCCCUGCCGAACUCGAGAAAAAGACCAAUCAUGACGAGGGAUACACGUUCCUCCAUGCCAUCGCAGCUUACACCCGUGAUCGCACCAUUCUCCGGGAUCAGCUUGUUUCGAUCCUACUCGCAGGACGCGAUACGACUGCUUGCACGCUUACAUGGGCAAUCUACGAACUCUCAAUGCAACCCCAUAUCACCGCCCGACUACGUCAAGAAAUAAUCAGCCAAGUUGGGCUGGAACGAGCACCCACCUACCAAGAUCUAAAAGACAUGAAAUAUCUCACCCACAUCCUAAACGAAACCCUCCGUCUCUACCCUGUUGUCCCCUUCAACGUCCGUAUGGCGCUAACCGACACCACACUCCCGACCGGUGGCGGGUCGGAUGGUCGUCAACCCAUCGGUAUCCUAAAAGACACGCCCAUCGGCUACUCAACCCUCGUCAUGCAACGCCGUGAAGACCUCUACCCGCCCCAAGUUUCUGGCUUCCCACCCGUAGAGAAAUUCGUGCCUGAAAGGUGGGCUGGUUGGACACCUAAGAGCUGGACAUAUGUCCCGUUUAAUGGUGGCCCGAGGAUUUGUAUUGGGCAGCAGUUUGCGCUGACAGAGAUGGGUUAUACGCUUGUUAGACUGUUUCAGAGGUUUGAGGGCGUGGAAAAUAGAAUGAGGGGGAAGAUGCCGGGGCUGCAUGCGGAUAUUGUUUUGCAGCCAGCAAAGGAGGUUAGGGUUGCUUUUGUUUGAGGGAUGAGAGAUGGAACUGGGUAUAUGGGACCGUAUAUGGUAACCCAAGUGCUG